Molecule: messenger RNA, 9230 nt
Organism: Engraulis encrasicolus (European anchovy)
Lineage: Eukaryota; Metazoa; Chordata; Actinopteri; Clupeiformes; Engraulidae
Product: histone acetyltransferase KAT6B-like
Exons: 11
Coding region: 524-7639 (2371 amino acids)
Biological process (GO): positive regulation of transcription by RNA polymerase II; nucleosome assembly; negative regulation of DNA-templated transcription
Cellular component (GO): chromatin; nucleosome; MOZ/MORF histone acetyltransferase complex
Molecular function (GO): histone acetyltransferase activity; transcription coregulator activity; DNA binding
Source: RefSeq, a predicted model, not a curated record
GAGGGGAGGGGAGGGCGCUACUUUGUCACCGUACCUCCUCUGUGGGAGCUAUGUUAACCUUUCAAUUAGUAGUGAACGUGUUCCCUCUGAGCUGUCGCGAUUACUCAAGCACUUCAUCAAACGGCAGUUGUGGAUUACUACCGUCCUUCUGAUUAAUUCACCAUCAAAGUGACCUGCGGAUAAACGCGUUGCACUUUGUGCAGGCUGGGAGAAGAGAGAUCGCUGGGAGAAAACUUGAAGGUGCUCCAGUCAUCAUCAGGAUUGUCCAUCAGGAUCGUGUCAUCAGUUGGCUGCAUCUGUUUGCCGGAUUCCAGUUUGUGGAUAUACAAGUCCAGCCCUUUGUGGAUUUACCUUUUUGUUUGUUUGUGUGUGUGCUCGUGUGUAAGAAUCUGUGCGUGCGUGUGUGGGGGAAUCUGAGUGUGCGCUCCUGCGUGCUGCGGCGAUGUGGGUGCCUUUGUGCGGGCGUGUCUCGGGCCAGCUUUGGCGCGGCUCCGGCCCUCGCGUGUAAGCACCCAGGACUGUCAUGGAGAAGCAGCAGCAGCAGCGAACAGCGGGAACGCUGAAGCAUUCCGACAUGGACGACAUGCUCCACAAGGGCGCCAGCAAACCGAAGCGUUCCGACCAGCCAGACACGCACCACAUGUCCGGGAGUAAACCGAAGCGUUCUGAAAUGGACGACGCGCUCCGUAUGGCUGGGAGUGCGCUGAAGCAUUCCAAGCAGACGGACGCGCGCCACAAGUCCGGAAGCAAACCGAAGCGUUCCGACUCUGCUGACGACCGGCACCACCACCACGCGAAAACUGGAAGCAAACCGAAGCGUUCGGAAACGGACGAUCCACUCAGUCGCACCUCCGGGAUCGGUGGCGGUCCUCCGACGCAGCGGCGCUCUGACCCGCUGCAAGUGUCCUGGAUCUUGGAGGCAGUGCGCAAGAUCCGCAAACAGAAGCAGCGGCCGUCCGAGGAGCGCAUCUGCCACGCGGUGGGUGUGGCUAGAGGCUUGGCCCCGCCCUCGGUGUUGCAGGCCCUCUCAUUGGCCGUGGCGGAGGGCUUGGUGCUGCGUGUCACCAGCAAGGGGUGCACCUCCUACAAGGACCCAGGAGGGGGCGCCGCCACCACUAAGGGCUCUGACAAUGUAAAGCGGAAGGGCCUUGGAAUUGGGGACGGGGACACUCGUGCCCCCAAAGCAGAGAGGGCUCCUGGCGUGUCUAAAACGGAUCGGACUUCUGAUGGAGUACCCAGAUCUGAGAGGGCCUCAUCGCUAGGGGUCCCGUCUACCAAGGCGGACCGCACCGUGAAAGGGGAGCGCGUUCCGGGAUUCCCCAAGAUGGAUCGAGCGCCUGGUGGGGUGUUGGGGGCGGUUCCCAAAGCUGAGCGGCCACCUGGAGUCCCCAAAACACUCGGUGUCCCCAAAGCACCUGGCCCGGUGGCCGACCUUCGGCAGGUGGACUGGAACGGGCUGCUGCGGCGCGCGCUGGAUGGCGUUGGCACGGCGUCGGGCGCCUCUCUGCGCAGCAUGGAGCGCUACCUGCGGGCGCAGCCCGACCUGGACAGCGUGACGGCCAACCCGCGCUUCCGCCACCGCCUGCGCCUGGCCGCCAAGCGGGCCGUCAGCACCGGCAGGCUGGCCAAGGACGGGCCGCGUUACCGCUCCAGCCCCGCGGGGGGCGCCACCGGUGGUACCACCUCCACAGCUAGCAGCAGAGGGGGGCUCAGGGGCAGCAUGCUGAGGGGCAACUCGGCACCGCCACUGCCCCCCACCCUGCUGCCUCACGAGAGAAACCAGGUGCGAGCGGACCCCAUUCCCAUCUGCAGUUUCUGUCUGGGCACCAGAGAGUCCAACAGAGACAAGAGGCAAGAAGAGCUGCUCUCCUGCGCAGAAUGUGGCAGCAGUGGUCAUCCGUCCUGUCUAAAGUUCUCUCCUGGGUUGGCUGCGCGUGUGAAGGUGUUGCCGUGGCAAUGUAUCGAGUGCAAGACCUGCAGCUCCUGCCAACGCCAGGGCCGCAACGCUGAGAAGCAGAGCCAGCAGAAGUAUAAUGUAUCGUGCAUCAUGGUGCUGCCGCAGUUCCAGAGACAAGGCUACGGACGCUUCCUCAUCGAAUUCAGCUACCUGUUGUCGCGUGUGGAGGGGCGUGUGGGCUCCCCUGAGAAGCCUUUGUCUGAGCAGGGUCGCUCCGCCUACCAGGCCUACUGGAAGAACACCCUGCUGCAGACCAUACACACGUUCAACUCCUCCCACUACACAUCAAACUCCACCCACGCGGCCACAGGCCCCGCCCAUCAAACGUCAAACUCUUCCCAUCGCUCAGACGUCAAGCCAGAUGUAACAAACCACACAUCAAGCUCGGCCAAUCACCAUUCUGCCGACCCCUCCCACCAGCAGCAAGAUCACACCAAUCAGAGAGAAGAUCCCGCCCUCCAACAUCCGGACGACACCAAUCACAGUUCAGAUUCCACCAGUCAGAGUUCAGACCACAGUAGUGUGAGUUCUGACCCUGAUCAUCCCAACCUGAGCAAAGACAGUCCAACCCUCUCAUUGGAUAACGCAUCUUCCAAUAAGGAAAACCCCACUCGUCCUGCCCCUGAUGUCAUCACGCAAGGUCUCAACAUUAAAACGGAAGACUCUCCCCCAGGCCUGACCAUUAAAGCCCUGAGCACCCUGACAGGGAUGUGCCCUCACGACAUCACACACACGCUACAGGAGAUGGACUUGAUACACGUACAGGACGGACGGUGUGUGAUAGUGCGGCGUAAGCGUGCACUGGAGGAGUGUCCUGAUCGGCCCAGAGGCCCUGAGGUGGACGCAUCCUGCCUGCAGUGGAGACCCACAGCGCCGCCCCUCUGGACAGUGCCAGUAGUGCAUCGCAGUUCAAAGGGCGAAGGCAGGGCGAGGAGCAUGAUGUUUGGCGGCCGCGGUUUCGCGAGCGCCCCUGCGGUCAUGAGGAGGAGCCCCCUUACCAAGUGCCCACGCGUCGGCCGCCACACCCGGCCCCCCCACACACAUUCGGACGCACACACCAACACACACUCCUCUUCCAGCAGCGAAGAGGAGGAGCAGGAGGAAGAGGAAGACGAAGAGAAGGAGGAGUCCCUGAGCUCACACACACAUGGCCUCAAGAGAAAGCGAGAGGGCGGCAGCAAGAAGAAGCGUGGUCGACGCAGGAAGCGCAUCAACAGCAGCGUUACCACGGAGACCAUCCUGGAACGCACGGAGGUGCUGUCAGAGCCAAUGGAGAAAGAGGAGGAUGAAGAGGAAGAGGAGGAGGAGAGGAGGAGGAGGGACAGCGAAGAGGAGGAUGAAGAUGAAGAGGAGAGGAGGAGGAGGAGAAAGAAGAAGAGGAAGAAGAGGGCCCUUUCGGAGGAGAGGAGAGAGAGGAAGAAGCAGAGGGAAGGCCAGAGCAACAGCAGCAAGACUCAGCUACUCAUACAGGCCACCACCACCAUCAAGGAUGUGUGUGCUGUGCGGCGAACAGGAAGUGGGAGGGGAAUCCGCAGGAAGAAGGGCUGGCCCAAAGGCGUCAAGCGCGGACCGGCUCUCUGGAGACUCCAGAAGAGGGAGAGGGAGGCCUUACAUCAUCAGAGAGAGCUACUGCAUCAUCAGCGGGAGGAAUCACAUCAUCAACGGGAGGGGUUACAUGAUCAGGGGGCUGGGCUGUACAACCAGAGGGAGGGGCUACCGGGCUUCAAGCUCAACCUGUACACGCCCCCCGAGACGCCCCUGCACCCGGCCCCUCGCCACGAUGACGAGGAAGAGGAGGAGGAGCAAGAGGAGGAGCUGAAGAGCCGGUGCUCGGCACCGUCAUCGCCUACAGAAGAACAGCGAGCUGAAAAGGAGAGCCAGGAGAACCUCACCUCUGAGGAAGAGAACUCAGAACCAGAGGAGAACUCAGAUUCGGACGGGGAGGAGGAAGAGGAGGAGGAGGAGGAGGAAGAGAGGAGAAUAAGGGAAGAGAACAGAAGGGCAGAGGAGGAGGAAGAGAGGAGAGCGAGAAAAAGGGAGGAGGAGAGGAGGCAAAGGGUGGACGAUGACGAGAGGAGAAGAAGAAGGAGGGAGGAGGAGAGAGGAAGAAGGGAAGCAGAUGAAGAGAGGAGGAGAAGACGAAGGGAGGAGGAGAGUAGACGAAGAGACUCCAGCGCGGAACCGGAACUCCCAAGUGUGAGAGCGCAGAGAGAAGAGGAACAGCAAGGUGAGGAGGUGAGGGGUCGCGAGGAGAAAGCUCAAGAGGUGAAAGUUCAAAAGCCGUCGGGUCGUGAGGAAGAGGAGGAUGAGGAGGAGCCGACCACGGUUGCCGUGGACGACCACGAUGCAGACGACGAGGACGAGAGCCACACCCCCACAGAGGGCAGAGCGGAGCAUGACACGCUCCCAGAACACUCUAGAACUCCUCUCCCGGAACAUUCUAGAACUCCUCUGCAAGAACAUUCCAGAACUCCUCUCUCAGAACAUUCCAGAACCCCACUUUCGGGGCGUUCUAGAACUCCCCUGCUGGAACAUUCUAGAACUCCACUUUCGGAGCGUUCCAGAACCCCUGUUCCUGCCUCUCCAGACCCCGCCCACAGCCCCUCUCAGCCAACCAGCUGUGGCCGCCAGGAGUCGGACUUGGAAGGGUCAGACUCGGAAGGGGAAGCGGAGGGUGGCGAGGAUCCCCUUUGCAGUGUGCCCCCCCAGACCCCUGCCCUGUACCCUUCCGUGUGUAGCGUACCCCCCCAGACUCCUGCAAUCUACUCUUCCGUCUGCCCAGAGCUUGACCUGGAGACGGCCGCCGCCGUGCGCUCGCUUACCCUCGAUGCCGAGCGGGAGCCGCCACCCCCACCCCCGCUCCUGAACCCCCUCGAACCCGAGACCACACAUACGCCAACUCGCACCGAGUCUGAAUCGACACCCACACAUACGCACCCCGAGCCUGAGCCGACAACUGCACGUACGCACACACACCCCGAGCCAGAGCCCGCACACUACCCAGCCGAGCCAGAAGCCAGCCCGGCCGCACCGCCCCUCAGCACCACCCCCCUGCCCCUCAGCAGCCCCCUCCCUGGCCCGAGCGCCACCAUCGACAUCCGCACCCCAAACUCCCACCACAGCCACUCGCAGCCGUCCCCCGCCCCGUCCUCCCACCCGAGCCUGUCUGUGUGCUCCAUGAGCAGCCCUGCUGCCGUGUCCCUGUCUGCACUGUGUCCUCCUGAGCAGCAGGUGGCGCUGAGUACGUCGGUGGUGCUGGGCCCCGGCAGUGUUCCCAUGGACGCCAGUAGUGGUGGCAGCCCCAUGGUGGGCCCCAAUGUGGCCCUAGAGAACAGUGGUAGCAGCCCAAUGCUGUCUGGCCCCAACGCUGGCAACACCAACACCAGUAGCCCAAUGAUUGGCCCCAAUACGGGGCCUCUAGACAGUGUCAGCAGCCCUAUGCUGUCGGGCCCUAACGGGGGGCCCCUGGACAGACCUCUAGAGACCAGCGGGCCCCUGGACACCUCCAGCAGCCCCAUGCUGAGGCCUCUGGAGACCAGCGGGCCUCUGGACACCAACGCAGGGCCCUUGGAUACUAGCGGCAGUAGCCCCAUGCUCUCGGGCCCCAACGGAGGAGGGCCCUUGGACACCAGCGGGAGCAGUCCCAUGUUGUCGGAGCCGUCGGGCCCCGUGGCCCUCGACUCGGGCUUCAGCGACCUGGGCAGCAUCGAGAGCAGCAGCGAGAACUACGAGAACCCCAACAGCUACGACUCGUCGCUCUCCUCGCAGGGCUCCUGGGGUCAGCCCGGCGGGGUCAGCGUGGGCGUGGGCGCCAGCUGCGCCGUCUCCCAGCAGAUCGCGGCGGCCAACGGCGUGGUCAACGGCAACCCCAUGCUGCUGCCCCCUAGUGGCGCCACCCCGCCACAGCAGCAGCAGCAGCAGCAGCAGCAGCCGUCCUCCUGUCUGACGCCCACGCCGCAGAGCGGCCGCCAGACCCCGCACCACCACCACCACCAUCCCCACCACCACACACACGCACACGCGCACCACACACACGCGCUGGCGCAUCAUCCGUACGGCUUGCAGCAGCACCCUCGCCAUCACGCGCACUCCACCGCCGGCGGCGCUCACGCGCACGCGCACACACCUCAGCUGCAGGAGCUGCAGCCCGCGGCCACCCUGCAGCGCAAGCACGCGCACUCCCACGCGCUGGCUCACGCGCACGCGCUGGCGCAGCAGCCGGCCCUGUCGCACUGCUCCGUGGCGCCCACCUUCACGUCCUUGCAAGACGCGGCGCCGCCACCGUCAGCAGCCGCGCUGGGGCUGUACGAGCGCAAGCACACACACUCGCACCCCCACCCGCAUCCGCACGCACACUCGCACACGCUCUCUCAGCAGUCCCUGUCCACCCUGGGCCUGUACGAGCGCGUCGGAGGGGGCCAGAUGGGGGAUUUCGGAGGGGGCAACAUGGGCCACCAUCACUACCCGCCCCAGCCCUCCGCCACCUUCAGCCUGGCCAAGCUGCAGCAGCUCACCAACACGCUGAUGGAGCCGUACUCGCACACGCACUCGCACGCGCACGGACGCUCGCACGCGCACCCCAUGGGCUCCUAUUCCAACCCGCCCACUCUCGUGUCUCUGUCCCAAACGCACCCGCACCCACCCGCCGCCAACCCCCCCGCCCCGGCUCCCGCACCACAGGCGCAGCCGACCAUGACGCCACCCCCCACCAUGACCCCUCCCCCUCCGGGUCCCAUCAUGCAUCAGCAGAGGAACACUCCGACCCCCAUCAUGCAUCAGCAGAGAAACACGCCGACGCCCGUCAUGCACCAGCGGAAUACGGCGACCCCCGUCAUGCACCAGCGGAACACGCCGACUCCCGUCGUGCACCAGCAGCGGAACACGGCGACUCCCAUCAUGCAUCAGCAGCGGAACACUCCAACUCCCAUCAUGCACCAGAGAACCACGCCCACCCCUUCCGCAAACCCGUCCCCUUCCCCCACCCCAUCUUCCUCCUCCUCCUCCUCAUCGUCCUCCCAGCGGCUGCAGACCCAGCUGAGCUCCUCCAAAGUCCUGCAGCACAGCAACCCUACGCCCCCGCGGCCCACGCACACACAGACACACACACACGCGGCCCGCGCCGCACACACCCUCCCGCCGCACCCGCAGUUGCGCGCCCACGAACACGCGCACGCACACCCGCACCACCACACCAUGACCCUGCACUCCAAGAGCUCGGCCCUGCCCCAGCAGCAGGUGUACACGCACACGCACGCCCACGCACACGGCGCCGACCCCAGCCAGGCCGCCUCCCGCUCCCUGCCCCUGCUGUCCGCCGGAGGCUACGGCAUGGGAGUGGGCGUGGGCUCCGUGACCCCCCUCAACCAUCCCAUGAACUCCUACCGCAUGGCGCCGCCCUCCCUCAUCAACGGGCCGUACCACCACGGCAACCCGGCCGCCGCCUACAUGAACCAGCCCUCCCACGCCGGCGCGCCGCAGUACUCGCCCGCGCCGCCCCAGUUCUCCGCGGCGCCGCCCCAGUACUCGGUGCAGAUGAGCAUGAUGGGGCCCCAGCCCUCGCCCAUGCAGGGCGGCCCCUCCCACGGCAACAUGAUGUACGCCCCACCGCCCAGCGCUCACCACGGCUACAUGAACACGGCCGUGGCCAAGCAGACGCUGAACGCGCCCUACAUCAGGCGCUAACCCCCCCAACCCCCGCCCACACAGAGGUCACGUGGCUUGACGGAAAGUAACGACGAUAUGCUAUGGUCACAUAACUUGACAGGAUGUGAUGUACGAGGGUCGUACGACCUAAGAGGAAGUGAUAGGUCACAUGAUGACCUUCAAGGAAAUAAUGUACAGGAGUCAAAUGACUUGAACGAACAGGUGUUCCGUGGAAACAUGGAGCUGUUGUUAAACAACGUUUGUUUGCCUACUUGAGUCAGCUGACCUGGAUGGCGUGACGUCCGCUUAUCUGGGUCAUGUGCCCUUGUCACGUGACACAAGUCACAUGGUCUAUGUGAGUCACAUGGCGGUUGAGAUAUGACGUGUUAUCCACGUCGGAGUGUCCUCUGUGAACUCUCAACUGUUCCGUUAGCCUUUCCUACUCUUCUGUUACGUUUCAGUUUGCUCAGUUCUGUUGUUAUUACUGUAUUGUUUGAUUGUUGGUAUUGUUUUUUUGUUGUGUUUUAUUUUAUUGGGUGUUGCCUGAGAGAUCAGCACUUCAUAGGAAUAAAUAUGACAAUAAGAAAGAAACAAACAAAACGUUUCUAUGGCAACCGUUAAACGCGAGGCCUUAUCGACAUUUGCCCGGACGGGACAUUUUCGAGGCUGUGUCGCUUGUGUGAUGACGUCAUCUGCUGCCGCCGGCAGCGUUUCCUGGUUUCCUGUGCCCUGCUGUGAUGCGUUUCCUGGGUCCCCUUCUAUGGCUAACGGGAAGCCUGCCUUUCAAGCUAAACUAAAUUAUUGUAGAUCUGUCGUCUAUUUUUGUACAUGUAGAGAUUGGAGUGCUGUUGCAUGCCCCCUCCCACCCCCACUCCCCGUAUGACUCUUUCUGGGGGUGGGGGAAGAAUAUAUUUUUGUUAAUUUUAAUCAUGUAAUGUAAAAAAAACAACCAUUUACUCUGGUUAAUGUGUUUGAGCUUUUAAGACUUUAUUGCUAAUGAUGUAAAAUAGUUUUUAAUGAUGAUAAUGUUCUUACUCGAGGCAGCUUUCUGUUUUUAAUACAAAUGCAAAACCAGUCUGAAGUGAAGUAUCUGUUCAAAUCGGUCUCUCUCACAUACACACACAUUCACACUCACAGACACACACUCACUCCCGUGAUCAAACGAACAUGUAACAUGCACACAGUCAUUCAUAGUCGUGCGUCAGUGUGUUCUGUGCGCACUUUAAUGCGCGAUCAGCAUUUCCCUCUGUGUGUAUGCGUGAAGUUGUGCAGUCCAGUCUUGUGCCUUUCAAAUGUAUGUACUGUAUGUGUGAGUGUGUGUAUGGGUUGUGUUGUGUCCCACAGCUCACUAAUGUCCCCAAAACAUAUCCUUUAAAAGACAAAGUGUAUAAGUGUGUCCCGUAGGGCUUCCAGGUUGGUGUGUGUGUGUGUGUGUGUGUGUGUGUGUGUGUGUGUGUGUGUGUGUGUGUGUGUGUGUGUGUGUGUGUGUGUGUGUGUGUGUGUGUGUGUGUGUGUGUGUGUGUGUGUGUGUGAGAGACACACGUGUCCCCCACUGUACUUGCUCUAUACAAAUGCUGUCCAUUGUUACAAUUUGUAGCCCUCAAUAAACUAGGAACCACUGACAGACAUA